CCAAAUCUCUCUCUCUCUCUCUCUCUCUCUGAAGAAAUGCAGAGAAGCCUGAUCUGACUUGCCCUGCCUGGCUCGGAGAGUUUUUCCCCUCCUGCUCCUCCACUCGGAUCUAACACGGAGUCAGUCCACGCGCCGCGAUCACUUUUAUUAUGGCCAUUUCUGCCUCUGUGCAGUGUCUGGGGCUCAUCACGCUGGCUGCAAUCCUGCUGCAGACCAUCGCCGUGGCCGUCAGCUUCAUGUACUUCAACAAAGUGCUGAACACGAUGCAGGAGAGUUUUUCCCGGAGCGGCGUCUCCUGUCUCAUAAACUCAAAUCUUCACUCAGAAUCCGAAGAGCUGGCAGCCGAGGACAAAAGGAGCGACCCUUGCUGGCAGUUCACGCAACAGCUCCACUACCACAUAGAAAAGAGGAUGGCUGACAGGUUUCAGAACGAGAUGUCCAUCGCCAUGAAAAAUAAGCUGACGGGGGGGCUGCCUGUCCUGAACCCUGCGAGCAGAGGCGUCCCUCCUCCGAAAGUUGCAGCGCAUGUGACCGGGGCGGUGUCAUCCAUAGAGCCUCCACCAGCAGAGAGCUCGAGGAGCAGCAGGGGGUACCUGGGAGAGCGCAUCAGGGCGUGGGAGAGCCAGAGGGGUCCGUCCUUCCUGGAGAACAUGGAACUGAGGGGAGGCGAGCUGCUGGUGCCCAGAGCCGGCCUCUACUACAUCUACGCCCAGACCUACUUCAGACUGCCGUCCACAGGGGAGACGGAGGGGGACGGGAGGGAGGAAGAGGAAGCACAGCUGGUCCAGUACAUCUACAAGAAGAUGAGUUCCUACACCGUGCCCAUCCUGCUGAUGAAGUCGUCCCGCAGCGCCUGCUGGCCUCGCGGUCCGGAGCCGGGCCUCUUCUCUCUGCACCAGGCCGGCACCGCCUUCCUCCAGCCAGCAGACCGCCUCUUCAUCAGCGUGAGCAACGCCAGCGCCAUGGAGAUGGACGGGAGGGCGAGCUACUUCGGGGCGUUCUUGGUGGGAUAAGGGAGGUUUUUCUGAGACCGGAGCAGAAAGAAGCACGAGCAGCGGUGGAUCCAAACGGCCGGAGUGUUGCUCAAGAGCACCAACGACUGUCUGGGCAGGGGGACUUCUUCUGGAUCAGGGACCUUUAACGGUUAUGAUCCAACUGAGCUGCAGCAAGGACAGCGAGGAGGAAGCGAUGUGUAUUCGCCCCUGCGUCGACCUUUUCACUGGCCACGGUUGAACUCCUCUGUUGAACAGAACUCACCGUAUCACCGGGACGAAAGAGCAGAGACGUAUGAAUCCUGUUAUCGAAGCGGGAUGUUUCGCCCGCAGGCGGAACAGUCCGUUUGUGAGUUCCUGGUGUUUUCAGAGAUUGAGAGCAGCGUCGGACGCUGGACACUGAGGUUUUAUUUAAGUAAAGAAGAAUCAAACACCCGACAUCAUUCUACCUGUUGAGUAUUAUGAAGAUUAUUUGUUUACAGUAUUUAUGGCUAAAUUCCUUCUUUGUGUAAUGUCUUGGCUGAUCGUGUUGUAGCCAAAAGAAGAAGCUGUGACCUUGAUGUGCUGCAUUUUAGAAAGGUUUUAAGAUUUACACUUGUUCAUCCGACGCCAAUUCUCUGGAAAUUGAAAGACAAAUUGUCUAAAAAAGUUUGGAGAGAUCCUUUCUUUCUGCAAUAUAGAUUCCAAUGAACCAUAUAUAUGGUUUGCAGUUUGUCUUAAGAAUUAUAGGACAAAUUGGUGAAGACAUUUAUGACCUCCAUAAAGCAAUGCAGUACAUGUUCCUUUACUGGCCUCGGGCCAAACGUUUGUUUUUCUUCAAUUUCAGCUCCAAGAAAAACAAAUACAAUUUCCUCAGUGGAGUAUAGAUUUAAAGAGCCUUAAAAGUACAGAGUCUCUGUGAAUUGGUAGUGCUUUUCUCCGUGAUCAAGCUUCUCACAUCUGCUGCUUGUAAUUACGUCAGUGUUGUUUUUCUCUUGCAACAUCUGUCUAUGUGAUCAAUACAGGGAGAUCGUGUUUUCGGAGUGAGUUCACACUCGUCACGCUAAUUAAACCCGGCUGUCAUGCGAUUGCCACUUUUAUGUUUGUCGUGUGUGGAUGUCGAAGAAAACCUGGAUGCAGCACUGACCUAACUCAAAUAAUAUGCAAAAAAAAAUCAGAGAAAGUGUUUAUAUAUCAAGUUUAGUUGUGAUCAGUUGGUGCUCUUGAUUGAUUGGUUUUCCGUUGUGUGGAUAAUCCGACCCCCUGCUACACAAAAAGGCAAAAA
Molecule: messenger RNA, 2256 nt
Organism: Salarias fasciatus (jewelled blenny)
Lineage: Eukaryota; Metazoa; Chordata; Actinopteri; Blenniiformes; Blenniidae
Product: tumor necrosis factor ligand superfamily member 10
Exons: 6
Coding region: 150-1013 (287 amino acids)
Biological process (GO): immune response
Cellular component (GO): membrane
Molecular function (GO): tumor necrosis factor receptor binding
Source: RefSeq, a predicted model, not a curated record